Molecule: messenger RNA, 537 nt
Organism: Pseudocercospora fijiensis CIRAD86
Lineage: Eukaryota; Fungi; Ascomycota; Dothideomycetes; Mycosphaerellales; Mycosphaerellaceae
Exons: 1
Biological process (GO): protein localization to kinetochore; kinetochore assembly; mitotic cell cycle
Cellular component (GO): nucleus; chromosome, centromeric region
Source: RefSeq, a predicted model, not a curated record
ACGACUGCUCUACUCACAGAGCACUUCCGUUAUACGCCGCUUACACUCCUGGACGACAUCAUAAAUACUGUGAACGAAUUGGUCUUCCGAGCAGUCAACGCGAUUGAGGAGGGUUUCGCGGGUACGACAGCAGAGCAAUUAGGCUUUGAACUGGAUAAGAAGACUGCAGCUACCCUGCCAAAUGAACAAGCGCGACGCGAGGCGCUCAGUGAAUUGAAGCAGAAUGAGAUCGACAAUGGCAUUGUCAAACUGGAAAGUCUGCUGAACGCGACGGUGGACAAGGACUUCGACAAGUUCGAAAUCUACACGCUUCGAAAUAUCCUUUCGGUCGGCCAUGAAGAUGAUCUUGCAAAUUGGGUGCGCCUGGACCACUACAAGGGUGUGGAUGUGGUCAACAGUGACGAGGUGCCGACGCCUGAAGCAGUGCAGAUGCAGAGGCGCAAGCUGCAUGAGACUGCGAAGCUAAAUACUUUGCUGAGGGCCGAGGAGGCUAAGAACGCGGCCGUGCUACAACAGCUCAGCUCAUUGAUUGGAGCC